This is a messenger RNA of Fragaria vesca subsp. vesca, 2153 nucleotides long. RefSeq names its product DNA cross-link repair protein SNM1-like. The record is from RefSeq and is a predicted model, not a curated record. The transcript is spliced from 10 exons. NCBI's taxonomy places the organism in Eukaryota, Viridiplantae, Streptophyta, Magnoliopsida, Rosales, Rosaceae. The coding region runs from base 1 to 2052 and encodes 683 amino acids. Gene Ontology annotation, molecular function: damaged DNA binding; 5'-3' DNA exonuclease activity; protein binding. Gene Ontology annotation, biological process: double-strand break repair via nonhomologous end joining; protection from non-homologous end joining at telomere; interstrand cross-link repair.
AUGGCCUCCACCUCCAACUUCAAGCCCUCAUUCAAUCCCACACAAUAUGACGACGACGACGAUUUCCAAACCCCCCUCACCCAAACCGCCACAGUCCGCCGCAAGCCCUCCAAAAAGCCCAAGCUCUCCGGCAAAGAAAACAUCCCUCCUCCCCUUUGCUUCACCCCCAAACUCUCCGUCGAAGAUUGCAGCUUGGAUUCCCUACCCGAAAGCUUCGACCUUGCCGCCGCUGACGUCACUGAGGAAAAUGAGAAAGGGUUUUCGAAACCGGAAGGGGGGUAUUUACGGAAUUCGAUAGAGUCCAGGUUGAUCAAGCCUCGAGCUUCCGAUUGGGGUUUCGAUUCCGGUGAGGGUGAGGAUUUCGAGGAGAUUGAUGUGCUGCUGAGGCUGAAUGGGGUUGAGGAAGAAGGAGAUGGAAUUGUGGAGGAUGAAAAUGGGGGUUUGGUUCUGUGUCCUCUUUGUGGGGUUGAUAUUUCUGAGCUGGGAAAUGAGGAGAGAGAGCUUCAUAGUAAUGAUUGUCUUGACAGAUUAGAAGCUCGACCUGUAGAUGGGGUUGGCAUUGCUGAUGAGGCUAGAGCUUCGGGGCGAGUUGUAGAGUGGCUGCGGGGGCUUGGUUUGGGGAAGUAUGAGGAGGUUUUUGUGAGGGAGGAGAUUGAUUGGGACGCGCUGCAGUGGCUGACUGAAGAGGAUUUGUUAAGCAUUGGCAUUACAACGCUUGGUCCGCGAAAGAAGAUUGUGCAUGCAAUUGCUCAACUUAGAGAAGGGAUCAGUAGUGGAAUUGAAGCGCAGACUGCACAGCAGAGAAAAAGGAGUGCUAAUGGAGUGGCGGUGCGCAGUGAUGCAUUGGAAGGAGCAGUUGGUGAUAGUAGUAAAUCAGCUUCGAACAAGUUGAUUACAGAUUACUUUCCGGGAUUUGGUGGUGCUAGGAAGCCGGUUAGCAGCACUUCUAGAGAACAACCAAGGGUAGAAAAGCGUCAGACAGGUUCUGGUCAGAAACGUGCUGUGGUGAAGAAUCACGUCACGAAUAGGAAACUCAGGGAUGUUCCCUUGUGGUGCUGUGUACCAGGAACACCAUUUCGAGUGGAUGCUUUUAAAUAUCUUAGACGAGAUUGUUCUCAUUGGUUUCUCACUCACUUUCACAUGGACCAUUAUCAAGGUCUAACAAAGUCAUUCUCUCAUGGAAAAAUCAUUUGCUCCUCCAUUACAGCUAAGCUUGUAAACAUGAAGCUUGGCAUUCCAUGGAACAGUAUACAAGUUGUACCCCUCAACCAAAAGAUCAAUAUUGCAGGUAUUGAUGUUACCUGCUUGGAUGCAAACCACUGUCCUGGUUCUAUAAUUAUACUCUUUGAACCUCCCAACAGUAAGGCUGUUCUACAUACAGGGGACUUUCGCUUUAGUGAGGAUGCAGCAAGCAUGUCUGUUUUGCGAACAUCUUUCAUUCAUACUCUCAUCCUUGAUACAACUUACUGUAACCCACAGUAUGACUUUCCGAAGCAGGAGGCUGUAAUUCAGUUUGUCAUCGAUGCAAUUCAAGCUGAAACUUUUAACCCUAAAACUCUAUUUCUGAUUGGCAGCUACACAAUUGGAAAGGAACGCCUUUACUUGGAGGUUGCUCGUGUGCUCCGGAAAAAGAUUUAUGUCACUGCUGGAAAGCUGCAUAUUUUAAAAUGUUUGGACUUUCCUGAGGAGGAUAUGCAGUGGUUUACAUUAAAUGAACAUGAAAGCCAAAUUCAUGUGGUGCCUAUGUGGACACUAGCGAGCUUCAAGCGACUGAAGCAUGUGUCAAAUCAAUAUGCGAGUCGAUACAGCCUUAUUGUCGCUUUCUCUCCUACUGGUUGGACUUUUGGUAAAGGAAAGAAGAAGUCUCAGUCUCCUGGAAGGAGGUGGCAACAGGGUACCAUUAUAAGGUAUGAGGUGCCAUACAGCGAGCAUUCGAGCUUUACAGAACUCAGACAAUUUGUGAAGCUUGUGUCUCCCGAACAAAUUAUACCAAGCGUGAACAAUCAUGGCCCAGAUUCAGCAAAAUCCAUGAUUUGUCUUCUGUCUUCUUAAUUCUGUCCACAAUAUCACAGUUGUACCAUCGGAAACAGGUGUAUCCGAUAAUAUAAUACUACUUGUAUUACUGUUCUGUAAUGAAAGUUACAAUCCACCAU